UUGACCGAGGGCAGGCGCGGGCAUCAGCCGCUUGGGAUCUAGGCACCCCUGAGAAGGGGUCCGGGGACUGCUCGCCAAGCGCUUGUCCUUUGCUGCCCGACGGAGCGGGACCUGCUGCUCCGGCAAAAGGUCUUGAAGGAUUUGGGGGACUUCUUCAUUCCCCAUCUGUCCCCACCUUCAGUUCCCCAAAACGUCUCCCCUACAUUUAGGAAUUGCGUGAGGAGGUAGCGGGACACUUACAUUCCUGUCCCCGGGAGAGAAGAGGCAAGGUGCGAAACUGCGGCGCGCGCUCCGGGGACCAGACCCGGGGCGAGCGGCGCCGGCGAGGGGCUGGAGCCACCCUAGCCCUCCGGCUCAGCCUCUGCAAACCUCGCGGUCCGAUCGAACCCGGGGACUCUCGAAAUGGGAUCGGAUGCGGCAGCGUAAACUCCUUCUCCCUGAGCCAGCUGUUCGGAGACAGCUACCCUUGGAUAUGAAAGAUGAAGCCACCAAUUCUCUUGGCUCUUGUGAUCUGUUCAGUAGUCAGCACAAAUCUGAAGUUUGUGUCAAAGAGGAAUUCCGUGGAUGGCUGCAUCGACUGGUCAGUGGACCUCAAGACAUACAUGGCCCUGGCAGGGGAGCCAGUCCGAGUGAAGUGUGCCCUGUUCUACAGUUAUAUUCGCACCAACUACAGCACGGCCCAGAGCAUGGGCCUCAGGCUCAUCUGGUACAAGAACAAAGGGGACCUCGAAGAACCCAUCAUCUUCUCUGAGGUGCGCAUGAGCAAGGAAGAAGACUCCAUCUGGUUUCAUUCUGUAGAGACCCAAGACAGUGGCUUCUACACUUGCGUCUUACGAAACUCAACCUAUUGCAUGAAGGUGUCUAUGUCCUUGACAGUGGCAGAGAAUGAAUCUGGACUCUGCUACAAUAGCCAAAUCCGCUAUUCAGAAAAAUCCGAAGUCACCAAAAGAAAGGAGAUUGUCUGCCCAGACAUGGAAGAUUAUAAAACUGCAGAGCAAGAGCCGGAUGUUGUGUGGUACAAGGAAUGCAAGCCCAAAAUGUGGAGGAGCGUAAUUAUACAGAAAGGCAAUGCUCUCCUCAUCCAGGAAGUCCAAGAAGAAGAUGGAGGAAAUUAUACUUGCGAACUUAAAUAUGAUGGAAAACUUAUCCGGCGCACAACAGAACUCAAAGUUACAGCAUUACUCACAGACAAACCUCCCAAGCCAUUGUUCCCCAGGGAGAAUCAGCCAAGUGUUAUUGAUGUCCAGCUGGGUAAGCCUCUCAACAUCCCAUGCAAAGCUUUCUUUGGAUUCAGCGGUGAGUCGGGGCCAAUGAUCUACUGGAUGAAAGGAGAGAAGUUUAUUGAAGAACUGGCAGGCCACAUUAGAGAAGGUGAAAUCAGACUUCUCAAAGAACAUCUUGGAGAAAAGGAAGUGGAAUUAACCCUGACCUUCGAUGCUGUGGUGGAGGCAGAUCUAGCUAAUUACACCUGCCAUGUGGAAAACAGAAAUGGACGAAAACACGCAAGCGUUCUGUUGCGUAAAAAAGAUUUAAUCUACAAGAUCGAGCUGGCGGGAGGCCUGGGAGCAAUCCUCCUCCUUCUCGUGCUGCUUAUCAUCAUCUAUAAAUGCUACAACAUUGAGUUGCUGCUUUUCUACCGACAGAACUUUGGAAGCCAUGAAGAUGCAGAUGAUAACAAGGAGUAUGACGCUUACCUCUCUUAUACAAAAGUCGAUCCUGAUGCUUUAGAUUGUGAUAACAACGAGGAAGAACAAUUUGCUCUUGAAAUACUACCAGACGUCCUGGAAAAACAUUAUGGUUAUAAACUCUUCAUCCCAGAUAGAGACCUGAUUCCCAGUGGAACCUACAUUGAAGAUCUCACAAGAUGUGUUGAACAAAGCAGAAGACUUAUUAUUGUGCUCACACCGGACUAUGUUCUCAGGAGAGGAUGGAGUAUCUUUGAGCUGGAGACCAGGCUCCAUAGCAUGCUGGUCAGUGGAGAAAUCAAAGUGAUCUGGAUUGAGUGCAGAGAAUUAAAAGAGAAAGUCAACUGUCGUGAGGUGGAGCUACUGAAGAGAAACAUCAAGCUCCUCUCUCUGGUCAAGUGGAAAGGAACCCAGAGCAGCAAACUGAAUUCGAAGUUCUGGAAGCACUUGGUGUACGAGAUGCCCAUCAAGAAAAAAGUGACACUCUCCCGCCGCCAAGUCCUGGACUCGGCAGAGCAAGGCCUUUUCGGAGAGCUGCAGGCUGCACCCUCGAUUGCUGUCACCAGCACCUCAGCUGCUUUGGUUGCCUCUCAGGCCGAUCUGAGCCAUUUCCACCAAACAGAUUCAAUGCCAAUGAGACACUGUUGCAGAAGUUACAAUUAUGAGAUGCCCACGUCCUCUUUACCAAUGGCUUCUCUAGGGUCUCACCACCACACAUACUGCAACAUACCUUUGACGCUGCUCAACGGACAACUACCUCUAAACACUGCCGCAAAGAACGCUCCCGAAUUUCACAGGAACAAUCCUCUGAUGCCUUUGUCAUCCAAGGAGUUUAGCUUCACCAGCGAUAUUUGGUAGAGACGAUCUGAAUUCUUCCAAGUCACUAAGUCAGCAUCUCAAAAGGCCUCCCUUUUCUAUUCAAUAUUGGAGAUUCUGCACCAAGAGUGCUUAAAAGUUGAUGGAGGAAACAGCACAGUUUUUCUUUUUCUUUUUUCUUUUUUCUUGGAACUUAAAUAUUUUUGUUUACAGUUCUGGAAUAUUGGAGGGAAAAAAAGGAAGACAAAUGGAGAAGCUCCUUUUAUAAUACAGUAUCAAGUUUAGCUAGCCACUUCUAAUUUUUUUUUUCUUAAGAAGAAAUUCCCAUUGUCUUAGAGUAGAUUUUCUGAUGUCACACAGAGAGAUGAUCUAGCUGACUCAUAUUUCUAUACUCAUAUUUCAGAAUUUCAAAUAUAGAAAACUAGAGACUUGAUUACAGUUUGGAAAUUCUAAACUUAAAUUUAAGGAGGAAACAACUUUCCCCGGGUGUGAGUGAAUGCGGAAUUUGCCUUAGGGGAAAGGGCAGAGUACCCCCAUUGUCAUAUAGUUAGAAGUUUUUAGGAGAUGACUAAUUGGGGAGCAGGGACUGAGGGUAGUGUUGGUGGAAACCAAAUGAAGACUGGAAAGAACUCAACAUCGUGCACAACUACUGCAGAAUUGAUCAAGAACUCAUGACAACAGCAUUUUGUUUCAUUAAGCAAGCACAUCUUUAGAAAAAGAUGGGAAUCAGAUAAAUGAAGGGAGAGAGAGCUGACAACUCUCCAGGAAUGAUUUUCAACCACCAUGGAACUUACUUCUUUCACAAGUUUUGCAACUCUUAAAAGACCUUUUUAGAAGUGUUUCAAACACAGGUUUGGGUUUUUUUUCUUAAGUUGCUAACAAAUUCACAUUUGGAUUUCUUUUUUAUUAUUAUUAUUAAGAUCUCUUCACCUGUUGUCAGAUUCGUGCAGUGAUAAGAUUUUCUUCCUAUUUCUUUCAACAUCAAUGGAGUUUCCAUUUAAAUACACAUUUGACUGAGAAUGUCACCAAUAAAAAAGAAGAAGUAUUCACAGAUGAAGUACCAGAUGAUUCAAGUUUCUUAAUCAUAAGGGCAGCAAUUGCCAGGAAAAUCACUGGGAAAGUAGCUAUGAAAGAGACUAUUCCAGUGAGGUUUAGAAGGCUUCUUUCAAAGGAUACCAAUUCUUGAUUCUUCUAACAGCCCACUUGGGAGACUGGGAUCCUCAAAAACAGAGGCCAGGGCAUAUAUAAAGUGACAAAUGCAAGACUCCACCAAUUUUCAGUAAUUGCAGGUUUGCAAUAGGUGGAGUGGCCCUGUUUGAAUGGCUGUUGAGCAUCAUUACGCCUUGAAGUUCAUCAUACUUUGCUCUCCCCACUCACAGUUGCUUGUGGGGGUCAAUCCUGAUUCCAGAUCAACUUGGGCAUUUUGUAGAUGGCCCUUACAACCGUGCACCAGGAUGAGUGAGCAGAAACGAUGUACUAACAGUGAGCAGUACAGCAGAAUUCCAAAUUGGCCUGGUGCUCUUAAUUGUGCCCAUAAUUGUGAAAUACACUUGUGUAGUCACCUACCAGCCAAUGGAUUUUGGUUGUUUCCUUAAUCCUCUUCUCUUGAUCAAAUGUAAGCCAUUGGUUUGUUCUAGGUAUCCAUUAUCUAUAGUCAUUCAGUCAAUGCUUUAUUCACAAAUGUAGUGUGGAAGCUUAGUUGUCAGUGUGGGAGUAAAAGGUUACUCCCUCAGUUAAGUUCCUACAUGUAUGUGAUUCAUAGAUAUAGUUGUUCCAUUGAGAACGGUGACUUUGGCCUCCAUUCUAACUGUAUGUAUUUCCAAACAGAAAUUGACAAACUCUACUCUGUUUUCUACGUGUUACAGACUUUGUGUUUACUAUGCUGAGUAUGUUCGUUAAUGUAACAUGUAACUAAAAUAAUAUUUGCAUGAAGUGAGCUGCAUAUGUUUCAAGUGACAAGUUGUGAUUUCAUUAUUUUGCUUCCACAUGAUUCUAAAUCUGAUUACUCCACGGAGGACGUUCAGUGAUAUUUUUAAACUAUUAGUUCUGUAGUAUGCAUGCCUGUUCUGAAAACCUAUUGCAGGUCUCUCUGUUUCCUUGAUUUAUGAUGA
Messenger RNA from Dromiciops gliroides (monito del monte), 4612 nucleotides. It is a transcript of the gene IL1RAPL2, whose product is annotated as interleukin 1 receptor accessory protein like 2. Bases 480 to 2543 code for a protein of 687 amino acids. The record is from RefSeq and is a predicted model, not a curated record. Lineage: Eukaryota; Metazoa; Chordata; Mammalia; Microbiotheria; Microbiotheriidae. The transcript is spliced from 11 exons. Gene Ontology annotation, biological process: signal transduction.